AUGGACAGCGCCCUGAACGCCAGCACGCAGGGCUUCCUGCUGCAGGGCUUCUCCGAGUUCCCGCGCCUGCGGCCCGCACUCUUCCUGCUACUACUGGCCGCGCACCUGGCCACGGUGACCGGCAACCUGCUCAUCCUGGCGGCCGUGGCCGCGGCCCCACGUCGCCCGCCCAUGCUGCUCUUCCUGGGGCAACUGUCCGCCAUCGAGCUGGGCUACACGCUGGUAGUGGUGCCGCGCGCGCUGGCCGACCUGGCGGCGCCGGGCCCCGCGCGCGGGCGCCCCAUUUCGCGGGUGGCCUGCGCCGCGCAGAUGCAGCUCUUCGUGGGCCUGGGUGGCGCCGAAUGCUUCCUGCUGGCCGCCAUGGCCUAUGACCGCUACGUGGCCAUCUGCCACCCGCUGCGCUACCCGGCCGUGGUGACACCCGCGCUGUGCGGGCGCCUGGCGCUGGCCUGCUGCCUGGGCGGCUUGGUCGUGUCGCUGGGACUGGUGGCCGCCGUCUUCCGCUUGCCCUUCUGCGGGCCGCGCCUACUGGUCCACUUCUUCUGCGACGUGACGGCGCUGCUGCACCUGGCCUGCACGCGCGGGUACGCCGACGAGCUGCCGCUGCUGGGCGCCUGCCUGUUGCUGCUGUUGCUGCCCUCCGUGCUCAUCCUGGCCUCCUACGGCGCUCUGGCUGCCGCCCUGCGCCGCCUGCGCGCGCCGGGGGGCCGCCACAAGGCCGCCUCCACCUGCGCCUCGCACCUGGCAGUCACCUUCCUGCACUACGGCUGCGCCACCUACAUGUACGUGCGGCCCAAGACCGCCUACGCCCCGCGGCGCGACCGCACGCUGGCCCUGGUCUACACCAGCAUCACGCCUCUGCUCUACCCUCUCAUCUACAGCCUGCGCAACCGUGAGGUCACCACCGGCCUGCGCAGGGCGCUGUCUUGGUGGCCCCGGUCCAGGCGGUGUUGA
Molecule: messenger RNA, 954 nt
Organism: Echinops telfairi (small Madagascar hedgehog)
Lineage: Eukaryota; Metazoa; Chordata; Mammalia; Afrosoricida; Tenrecidae
Product: olfactory receptor 10AC1-like
Biological process (GO): G protein-coupled receptor signaling pathway
Cellular component (GO): membrane
Molecular function (GO): G protein-coupled receptor activity; olfactory receptor activity
Source: RefSeq, a predicted model, not a curated record